This is a messenger RNA of Paramacrobiotus metropolitanus, 1427 nucleotides long. Its product is annotated as calcipressin-1-like. Gene Ontology annotation, biological process: calcium-mediated signaling. The transcript is spliced from 4 exons. The record is from RefSeq and is a predicted model, not a curated record. Lineage: Eukaryota; Metazoa; Tardigrada; Eutardigrada; Parachela; Macrobiotidae. The coding region runs from base 345 to 1139 and encodes 264 amino acids. Gene Ontology annotation, cellular component: cytoplasm; nucleus. Gene Ontology annotation, molecular function: nucleic acid binding; calcium-dependent protein serine/threonine phosphatase regulator activity.
AUGGUUUUCGUUGAAAUGUUAUAAACGGUGGUCGCAAGAGAUUGCGCGUUCCAUUUAAUGAUCUUCCUUGGCUUUAAAAAUUCGGACUAGGCUGUAGCUGAGAAGUGAAUAUCAGCGCCGAUUCUGAUUGCACAUCUUCUAUCGCUUGUCAGGUUGUCUUCUUAUACCAUCACUCGGAAGCCUUGUUACCGUGAGGAAUAUCUUCCACUAUCUUUCCCGUGAGGAAUAUUCCCCCUUGAUAAAAUCUGAACGCUUUAGAGCGCUUUAGGAGACGAUCCGUUACCUUCCCGUUAAUUCCGUUUAGUUUUUCGUUGGUUGUGUGAACCGUUCUGUUAUACGACGGAAUGGUAAUGGCAGGCACAGAAAGCACUUUAGACGAGAUGAUGGAAAAUGCGCGCAUAUCGAAGGGGACGAAGAGGAAGGAACUGAGUAAACAGGGCUCAACGGGCUCCAUGGAUUCUGACAUUUCUGAAGAUUCUUCAGCGUCCAGCAACUCAUGGUCGGGUGAUUCUGGUGAUCCCACCAGCCAGCUGUUGGUUGCCCACAUGGAUCCCGCUAUCUUCUGUGAUCGCGAUUUGAUGGAUCUGUUUGAGAACGAAAUUCGAAAAUAUGACCCGGAAGCCAAAAUUUAUUAUUUCAAAAACUUCUGCCGAGCGCGAAUCGACAUGGAUUCUGUUGCUACUGCCUGCGUAGCAAAACAAGAACUUCAUGAUCGUCACUUUGGAAGCCGAACUUUGAAAUGCUAUUAUUUCAGGGAUUUGUUACUUGGCCGUCGUAACUCUGACCACCUCGAGUUGCCACCACUAGACAAACAGUUUCUAAUUAGUCCACCUGCUUCACCGCCGGUUGGAUGGGAGCCUGUCCAUGAAGGCGAACCAAUUAUUGACUAUGAUUUGUUGGCAGCCUUGGCAUCGUUGCAACCAGGCGAAAGUCAUGAGCUGCAUCCGGGCGCCCAGGAACGCAACAUACCAGCCAUUAUCUUGCAGCCGUGUGACGAGAUUGAAGACGAUUUGAAGACCGCAUCAUUUUCCCCGAUGGAUCUGAGUGAUGAGGAUGAUGAUGACGGAGAAAACCAACCUGUGCAUCAAAAGAAAUUUAAGCCACGUAUAACACAAACGCGCCGGCCUCCGCUACAGUAACGGAAAAUAAAGGGUAGGCGUAUUUAUGGAUGAAUUGUCGGAACUAAUACGGAAACACGCUGGUAAAAGUUCUUCCCGUUUAUUUUGUCGAAUACUCCUGUACGCUUUCUUACUUUGUGUGGAAAUUUGUGUUAGAUAGAUUUGUCAUACGUUAUGGUGUAUAGCGGACGAGCGUUUGUCUUGCAUUCUUUGCUUUUGCUCCUCGUCGUUUAUAUGAUUUUUUCAUGAGCUGUUGGGAGUUCAUUGUACUGUGGCCUGAAUAUGCAGCUUUAUGUACAAAAUGUAUAA